AUGGAGAAUAGUCCAGCCGAGGGGAAUGCACAUAUCGAGGAACACGAUCUCAUAGAUCCUGUCUCUAGGCGGCACUUGUUCGCACUCAGUGCAGUGUCUGAAUGUCCUUCAAAGUACUGUAGUUUACGAUACUUCGAUAUCGAAAUAUCGUUCCUGAUUUUAGCUGUCGCAACGUUUUCGGCAUUUAAUAAGAAGGAACUUCGGAUGCAUAAGGUCCCGGAUCCGGACGCAGCCGCUCCGGCGACGUUGCUGAUUAUUUGCAGUUCCAUGCCGCUCGCCGUGACUACAAGGAUUCCCAUGCCCAAGCCCUGA
Messenger RNA from Parastagonospora nodorum SN15, 312 nucleotides. RefSeq lists its product as hypothetical. Lineage: Eukaryota; Fungi; Ascomycota; Dothideomycetes; Pleosporales; Phaeosphaeriaceae. The record is from RefSeq and is a predicted model, not a curated record. The transcript has 2 exons. Bases 1 to 312 code for a protein of 103 amino acids.